Molecule: messenger RNA, 1727 nt
Organism: Elgaria multicarinata webbii
Lineage: Eukaryota; Metazoa; Chordata; Lepidosauria; Squamata; Anguidae
Gene: STPG2
Product: sperm tail PG-rich repeat containing 2
Exons: 13
Coding region: 3-1727 (574 amino acids)
Source: RefSeq, a predicted model, not a curated record
GCAUGUACGACCGGGCUCCCCGCACCUUCACCGUGACUGUAGGCUGCACUGGCUCCCGCUUGGGCCCCGGCUGCUAUGAGUUGCCUUCCAGGACGAGACAACUCCGAGGUGGCUAUGCUCCAUUUCUUUCUUUGGCAAGUCGUGGCAUUGAAAGUAUUUCUCAAAAUUCUGAGAAUGAUGCUCCAGGGCCAGGAUACUAUGAGAUUGACAGAACUCAGAAAACUAUUAAAGGGGGGCACAGUCCUCAGUACAAAGAGAGACGUUUCAAAGAGAUCCACAUUGAUACUCCUGGUCCUGGAUCAUAUUGCCAACCUCCUUCAAUGGGCCAUGAUGUCAGCUUGGUAAAGAAACCGUCUAAAGUCCCUUCAGCACAGAAACUUGCACGUAAUAUCAAAGCGCUCCGUAAGUCAGAAGCUCCUUCUAUCCCUUCCCAAGGACAAUCGUUUGGUUACGAAGAGACUGAGGAUGGCACUCUCGUAAAACAUAACCCUCCUGCAAGAGACAGUACUUUGGGUCCAGCUUACUAUUGGACAAAAAGUAAUGAAACUUAUCCUACCAUGAAGUAUAAAGGAGUGCAUUUUGGCAAUUUGACAGAAAAGCGACAUGAAUUUAAGCCACAUGCAGGCCCUGGACCUGCAGAUUAUGACAUAAUUCAGGAAAAUGCAGCACAUUAUGAAAAUGUCAACAUCAGGAGGGAAGACCAGAAAAAAUGUGACCUCUAUGUUCCACGGUAUCAUGAAGAAAUAGUAUUACAGGAAGAAAAGAAGGGUGUUCCAGGUCCUGGAAAGUAUGACAUAAAAAGUCAGUUUCAGAAGACAGAGAGUGAAGCUCAACGUGCUCCUUUUCUAUCUCUUGCCCAGAGGUUUGCACCUGCGAAAUCAUUCACCCCAGCUCCUGGCACGUAUAAUGAAACACGCUGUGCUCUAGAGUCCUUGAAGAAAGCAUCUAAAACAAAAAACAUCCCAUUUGGCCAUACUGCUGUUCGAUUCACCCAGGACUAUAGGCUUCAAAAAACACCAGGUCCUGCAUUCUAUAAUAUCCUCAACUACAGUGUUGCAACAAAAAGUCCUAAAACAGUCGUCUCAGAGAAAAGAAAGAAAGGAGCAUUCGGUUCUGCAGCUCCUAGAUUGUUAUAUUUAGUUAAGAAGGAAGCCUUUGCUACUCCUGGACCAGCGGAUUAUCAGGUCAAAGAGGUCACCGAAGAACCACGUAAAAAGAAAAAGCAAUUGUCAGUUUUUGUGUCAGCAACAGAAAGAAUUCCAAUUAUUAACACGGAAGCACCUGCACCAGGUUCCUAUGACGUUCAAAAGUCAUUUGAAAAAUCGCAGUGUAAAAGCGAGUACAUGCCUCCACGGAACCCGGCGGCUAAAAGGAAACAUGCUUCUUUUCUCAGUGGAGGAUUUCGGGAAACUGUAUCGAAAGUCGGGAUGGAUAUCCCAGGACCAGGGGCAUACAAUCCGGAGGCAUACAACUCAGGAGUGAAAUUGCCUUCCAGUGUUACUGUAUGGGUUUCCCGGGUGGAGCGUUUUAAAGAGGCAAGAGACGACACACCUGGUCCUGGGGCAUAUGAGCUGAGCCCACUCUUUAGAGAUACAGUCUUGAAGAGAACAUACAACACUACAUUAAAUAAUCCGGUUGAGAUACAAAUGGACAAUUCUUUUUACAAACCUCUGACAGACAAGCAAAACCUUUUCUGUGUGUCUAAUGAACUGAUCUUGAAAGCGUAA